AUGAACAAUAUCAUACCAUGCUUAUACGUGUGGUUCUAUUUGGGAUUUCUCGUUUUGGCGGUUUCGACGACAUCGUCAUCCAGUGAAGCACCGGUUGACGGACACAUGGCAGAAAUUGCCGCAGCCAAAUGGGAGUUCCAAGAAUUCGUAGUCCACAUCACUGUGAUCCUUUUUUUGUUGGCCAUGAUUCUACUGAAAAUGAUCUUUCAUCGUAUCCCUUACUUGCCAGAGUACAUUCCAGAAUCACUGCUAUUAAUCAUUGUUGGAAUUAUAUUUGGCGCGAUUGUCCGAUAUGUAAUAAGUGCGAAUACAGUUGGAGAAACCGUUUGGCAACUGACCCCUCGUUUGUUUUUCUACUACCUCCUUCCUCCGAUUAUCCUCGAGGCAUCCUAUUCAUUGUACAAUCGAACUUUCAGCGAGUACCUUGGUGUGGUACUGAUAUUUGCCGUGGUGGGAACCAUUGUGAACUUUUUAAUAAUUGGUUUUUGUAUGAACGGGCUACUUUUGGUCGGAGCAAUGGGUGACAUCAAGGACAAAUUUGACUUAAAAGGAAUGCUUUUGUUCAGUUCAUUGAUUGUUGCUGUGGACCCGGUCGCUGUUUUAGCUAUUUUUCAAGAUAUUGGAGUUGAACUCAGUCUUUAUUACAUUGUGUUUGGUGAAUCACUACUCAACGACGCAGUCACUGUGGUCUUAUAUGAUAUAAUGUCGGCCUUUGCUGGGACGGAUAAUGUGACAGGGCGACAAAUUGCUGUUGGAAUCGCAUCGUUCUUCACGGUCAGCUUUGGUGGACUGCUUAUAGGUGUCGUUGUGGGAAUCCUGUCCUGUCUCAUCACGCGAAUAAAAAGCCAUCUGAACGCAUUUACGCUCAUUCUGCUGGCCUACUUCUCCUACAUCAUGGCAGACUGUGUCGGCUGGUCCGGGAUCAUCUCCAUGAUCGGAUGUGGCCUAGUUCAAGCGGCCUACGCGUUUCACAACUUGGAUCACAAAUCCGUCACCUUAGUACAUAAACUCACAAAGCUGGUUGCCGAAGUCAGUGAGUCUGUCAUAUUUCUCUUCCUCGGGGUCGAGGUCCUGAGAGGGAAUAUCGAAUGGCAAUCAGGUUUCAUCUUGUGGAGUCUUGUACUCUGUCUUUUUUCCCGUGCCAUCGUUGUCUUGGCAAUCACAGCUGCAGUUAAUGCCGUACAAGUGGACAACACGAAAAUUUCUUUUACUGAACAAGUGGUCCUGAUUUACGGGGGUUUACGCGGUGCCGUUUCGUUUUCCUUGUCUAUCCUCAUCGUCCCUGAAAGUCUCGGACCGAGCGGACAUUACAGCCGACAUGUGAUGAUCACGGCCACCAUGUUCAUCAUUCUAUUCACUGUCGGUUUCAUGGGAGUCACAAUGAAACCUUUAGUCAAACUGCUCAAAAUUCGUAUACAGACAAAACGUAAACUAAGUCUUUUCAAUGUACUCAAUGAGAAUGUGUUGGAUGAAGCUCUGUCGUCUGUGGAAAUCAUUGCUGCAGAGAAAGGUCGAAAUGUUGUACGGGACUUUUUCAUACGUUUGGACGAAAAGUAUGUUCGACGAAUACUUCAACGCAAUCCGGAAAUGUAUGAUCACAAACUGAUGCGUGUCUAUGAGAAAAUCGCGCUAAAGUUACACUACGCUUCUCUGCAACCAAGCCAGACCGAAGUAAUACUGGAGGACAUUCCCGAGGCACUGAAGGCCAAGUACAUGAAGAGGAUGAUCACAUCUGAUUCGUCAGCAUCCAUUGAGGAAGGAGCAGGCACCCGACCCAUGUUUGUCCAAAAACGAGGUAGAUGGGCCGAAACAGGCAGAGAAAAACAAACUUUUGCUGAAGUCGCUGCCCAACUCGUGGAUCAUAUCCGAUCAACACGCCGAGCCAGCAUUGGUGCAUACGGGAAGCCCCGAGCUACUGUGGACGAAGCACUAAGUCAUAUCAUCAAAUCUCACAAAAAGGGAAUUCUUCGUAAGCAAAGCACGACAAGCCCUAAAACGGCCACAGAAACAACCCACGCUCAAGAUGACCACGGGGACGAACCUAAUGUGGAAAUGUUGAAGUGGAAGAGAGCUCUGCGUGCGGCGAAGCACUCAAAAGCGCAACCAAGAAUUGUGUCAAGGUGGAGUGACAUUACCGAUGACCGUGAUGAGGAGUCAGAAGAGGAAAUAUAUUGA
Messenger RNA from Opisthorchis viverrini, 2175 nucleotides. RefSeq lists its product as hypothetical. Gene Ontology annotation, molecular function: sodium:proton antiporter activity. The record is from RefSeq and is a predicted model, not a curated record. The transcript has a single exon. Lineage: Eukaryota; Metazoa; Platyhelminthes; Trematoda; Opisthorchiida; Opisthorchiidae. Gene Ontology annotation, biological process: regulation of pH; proton transmembrane transport; sodium ion transport. Gene Ontology annotation, cellular component: membrane. Bases 1 to 2175 code for a protein of 724 amino acids.